Lachancea lanzarotensis is the source of this 1518-nucleotide messenger RNA. RefSeq names its product LALA0S05e00166g1_1 (gene CDC14). Gene Ontology annotation, cellular component: mitotic spindle; mitotic spindle midzone; nucleolus. Gene Ontology annotation, biological process: protein dephosphorylation; regulation of exit from mitosis; microtubule cytoskeleton organization. Gene Ontology annotation, molecular function: protein tyrosine/serine/threonine phosphatase activity; protein serine/threonine phosphatase activity. Bases 1 to 1518 code for a protein of 505 amino acids. The record is from RefSeq and is a predicted model, not a curated record. Lineage: Eukaryota; Fungi; Ascomycota; Saccharomycetes; Saccharomycetales; Saccharomycetaceae. The transcript has a single exon.
AUGCGAAAGCGUGUGCAUAUCGAUAACGCUAUCGAGUUUUUACGAGGAAGAGUUUACCUCGGUUCCUAUGACCAUACCCCGCAGGAUACAGACGAGAUCGUAUUUUUCACGGUAGAAGACAUUUUGUUCUACAACCGGUUUCAUCUUGAUUUUGGACCAUUGCAUAUAGGGCAUUUGUAUCGAUUUGCCGUGAUAUUCCACGAAAUUUUGAACGAUCCUGAAAAUUCUGGCAAAGCCGUGGUGUUCUAUUCGUCUACGUCUACUCGUCAGAGGGCCAAUGCUGCGUGUAUGCUGUGUUGCUACAUGCUUCUAGUUCAAGGUUGGACGCCACAUCAGGUUUUACAACCACUAGCACAAGUAGACCCGCCUUUUAUGCCUUUCAGGGACGCGGGCUACUCAAAUGCCGAUUUCGAAAUCACGAUACAAGAUGUCGUAUUUGGCGUUUGGAGGGCAAAGGAAAAGGGGCUAGUCAACCUCAAUGCAUUCGAUCUAGAGUCUUAUGAAAAAUACGAAAGGGUGGAAAACGGCGACUUCAAUGUCCUAACACCUGACUUCAUCGCGUUUGCAUCCCCCGAGGAGGACCUCCAGCAUAGGACUACUAGUUCCAAAUCGCACUUGAAUAGUUCGUUUCGCUCGGUGCUGAAAUUCUUCUCAGAGAAUAAUGUCCAAUUGGUGGUCAGACUCAACUCGCACCUCUACAACAAAAAGCAUUUUGAAGAUCUCGGCAUAGAGCACGUAGAUCUCAUAUUCGAGGACGGGUCCUGCCCGGAUAUGUCAAUAGUUCACAACUUUGUUGGUGCCGCAGAAACCAUUAUAAGACAGGGCGGAAAGAUUGCAGUUCACUGCAAGGCAGGUCUGGGAAGAACAGGCUGUUUAAUCGGUGCCCACCUUAUCUAUACGCAUGGGUUAACCGCGAAUGAAUGCAUAGGACUUUUACGAUUUAUCAGACCCGGAAUGGUUGUGGGUCCACAGCAACAUUGGCUCUACUUAAAUCAGCACACUUUCAGGGAAUGGAAAUACACAAUGAAGCUUGGCCUGAAACCAAGUGACGUUAUUGGGGAUCUAUACCCUCUAGUAAGUGCAGAAGAAUAUCGACGUCAAAAGAAGGCUAGAAAAUCUAGCAAAAAGAACAUAGAAUACAACGUGAGCGAUUACACCGUAGAAGACCAUACUGUUACACCACCAGGCUCUGUACAAAGAGAGUUGAAGCAAGCAAAGGACGCUGUACCGCAAAGCUCGCCUGGACAACCGCGAAAAGGGGAGAACGGAAGCAAUAGAGUCGAGACUGGUAGGCAAUCAAGAGUACAGCCGGUCGGCAAUAACAGUGAUGAUGAGUCCAUGCAAGUUGACAGCAGUCAGGGUAGCGCUAAUAGAAGGGGUGGUCUAACUUCUCUCGAGGAUGAUGUGGUCCUACGCCAAUUAUCGCCGAAAAAUAAGCGCGCCGUAUCUAGCGGGAACGGCAGAAGAUCCGCAAGCGGAGCAGGUGUACGGAAAGUCUCGGGAACCGUCAAAAGAUGA